Molecule: messenger RNA, 171 nt
Organism: Lottia gigantea (owl limpet)
Lineage: Eukaryota; Metazoa; Mollusca; Gastropoda; Lottiidae
Exons: 1
Source: RefSeq, a predicted model, not a curated record
CAUCCUGACCCACACCUCAACCCCAGACUCCCUAUAUUGAGACAUCCUUACCCACACCUCAACCCCAGAUUCCCUAUAUUGAGACAUCCUGACCCACACCUCAACCCCAGGCUCCCUAUAUUGAGACAUCCUGACCCACACCUCAACCCCAGACUAGACUCCCUAUAUUGA